GAACGCUCCCACUUGUACAACUGUGUUUAUGAGUUCAUGACCUGCUGGUGGAGACGAAAUGUUGCGUACACAGCGCAAGGCCCGUGUUUAGACAUCGGGGAGGACCGCUGUCACUAGCCGCAGUAGCCUUCGCUUAACCCGACACCGCUGUGCACGAACGCGGCGGAAAACAAAUGUCAGCAGUGUGCAUCCAAGCUUCGCCCCCGUAAACAUUUCUCUCUGCCGUGUCCAGGCAGCACGGCUGACAUGUCUGUCGGCGAUUUGAAUAAAGUCAGCUCGAAGUAGGCGCGUCAGUGCUGCGCGCUAGCGCCCGUUAGCACGCUAGCUGCUGCUAACGCAACUCAGUUGGUCAACAAGUUUGUCUGAUAACAGUUUGCAAACGAAACGGAGCAAAACAUUUUGGUGUUUUGGAGAAAUAUCCUAACACGCCUAUGAGCCACAAAGAGAUCUUGCAGGUGAUCCAGAGAGAAAGGCUGAAGGAAAUAAGAAGUGGAACCUCACCGCUGGCAUGUCUGAAUGCGAUGCUGCACACGAACUCUCGCGGCGAGGAGGGGAUCUUCUACAAAGUUCCCGGCAGAAUGGGGGUCUACACGUUAAAGAAGGACAUCUCAGAUGUAGUGAAGGAGCUGUCUGAAGAGGGCUCUGACGAGAGCAGCGACGAUCUUUCGGACUCCCAAAGCACAGAAAACAACAGCGGUGCCAUUGCUCAAGAGGGCAGGAGAGGAAGAUGGAUGCGACGAGUUCCCUCCAAGCUGCAGUCACAGCCGUCCUCUCCGCAGCCUCGAUGCUCAUCGCCCUCUGUCCCCACCAGUAAACUCAUCUCUCCUUCGCAGAAACACAGCAAGAAAGCUCUGAAACAGGCCUUGAAGCAGCAGCAGCAGAGAAACCAGCGCAGACAGGGAGGAAUGCCAACCACCUCCAGUCCCAGACUGCUUCUGAAGACCAUCAAAGAUAUGGCUGACAUUACUACAAAGACUGAGUUAUGCCACCCAGUCGUCCCAAGGAAGGUUUCCCAGAGGUCAAGCCGCCUUAGUGCAGGGCAGCUGAAACGUACCAAAUGUAACAUAGAUGUGGAAACACCAGACUCCAUUUUGGUUAACACCAACCUGCGGGCGAUCAUCAACAAGCACACCUUCUCUGUCCUGCCCCCCGACUGCCAACAGAGGCUGCUCAAACUACUGCCUGAAGUUGACCGGCAGGCUUGCAUGGAUGGCCUUCUGAAGGUCACCAGUUCUGCCUUAAACAAUGAGUUCUUCACAUCAGCAGCACAGUCGUGGAAGGAGAGACUUGCUGAGGGAGAAUUCACUCCUGAGUUGCAGCUACGAAUGCGCCAAGAGAUUGAGAAGGAAAAGAAAGUUGAGCUCUGGAAGGAAGCCUUCUUCGAAAACUAUUAUGGUGAAAAUUCUGGGCUCAGCUUUGAGGAAUCCAAAGAGCUGACAAAGGCUGAUCAGAAUCAGGAGUCUACCAGGCCCCAGUUCCAAUCUCAUCAGACAGGACCUGCCGCUCAAAAACCAGAGGAUCCCAAGGGCACAAAGGACAGCAGCCAGACUGAUGCUGCUGCUACGGCUCUGAAAAACAUGAAGGCAACACAAGUACCUCUGAAGGCACCAACUGCUCACAAAGAGCCAGUCUUCACCACAGAGCCCAUGAAGACACGGCGCGCGCAAUACAAUGAGGAUCGUAGAUUGAGCAUAGCAGCGCAGAAUGCGCCACAUCCUGCGGUGACAACGCCUGAGGUUGAGAGUAGGACUGAGCAGGCCCUGCCUGAGAAGGAGCACAAAGAGAAAUUGGAGGAGGAGAAUAAGGAGCCCCCCCAGUCACCCGCGAAGAAGAGCCAUCCACCAGCAGCUAGCUCAGAAUUAAAAGAGGAUCAGCCCGUGUCUGUGGUUAAACCUGCUGAGGAGAGCGAAGUCAUCCCUGAGCCCAGUGGCCCUACAGAGCUGCUGAAAAGGAAAUCUGUCAGUGAGAUGGAGGGUAAAUUGACGCCAGAGAAAAGGCCACGUAUGUCCUCAGUCUCCUCUGUGUCUUCAGUCUCUUCUGUAUCUCCUCCAGCAUCAUCCACAUCCAGCCCUCCUACACCAACUCCAACAACUCCAACAAAUCAGAGGGUGCCACCACUCAAGAUCCCAGUGUCUCGAAUUCUUCCAGUUCCUCUGUCACCUAGCCAAGUCUCACCAAGGACACCCCUCCCGGCCCCACUUAGCAGCCCGGGCCGCACUGGUGCUCGCACUCUUGCUGACAUUAAAGCUAAAGCUCAGCUCGCCCGAGCACAGCGAGCAGCGGCUGCUGCCGUAUCAUCUGCAUCAAAGGGACCCGUGCCAGGCCCAGGGCCAGGGGGAGGCGGUGCUGAACCGACACAUCCAUCGCCCAGUCCUAGCCCAACAUCUCCACAGGCACCAACCAGGUUACCAGCCUCUGAAAGUACACCUCCUUCUUGCCCAUCGGACCUUGGUCAGCUAAGCCCAAACCAGCCUCAAACAUUUUCCUCAAACAUAACUGAUGAGAAACACAAAGGUCAUCCUGCUGGUAUGGUGAGUGCAGGACCCCAUAGUGUUCAAAAGGGUUCAAACACAUCAUCUCAGCCCACUCCAUCUGUACAUGCUGUAAAGGGACAGGAAAACCAAUCAUCUGCUGGAUUAUCCACCAGGACCAGCUCCUGUAUCCCUGCAAAUAACCCGUUGGUCACACAGCUACUGCAGGGCAAAGAGGUUCCAUUGGAGCAGAUCCUCCCAAAACCACUAUCCAAGGUGGAAGUGAAGAUGUCAAACAUACCCUCUGGUAGUAAGGGGAAGACAUCACACCCACACACACAUGCUGAGCACAGGGCUGAUAAGCAGAUGUCCCAGCAGCUCAAUAUAGCAGGACGAGCAGGAGUUUUCUCAGAAUUCACCAGACAUCACAGGGAACUUCCUGAUAAGGAGACUCAGGAGCAGAUCCUACAGGCUCUCAUGCAGAGAAAAGUCCAGCACAGCCAGCCUUAUGGUGGUAUGGGGCCUCAGCACCCUCAGUACAAUGUCCAUCAGCUGGUGCAUGCAGAUGAGCGCCAGGACCAAUCUAGGAUCUCAGUAGGAUUUCUUGGUCGUAAGAGGACACCCAGGCCAGCCAUGACAGGACACUACCUGCUAAAUGUGUCCACAUACGGUCGAGGACCAGAGAGCAAGAGACUGCACCAGUCUGCCAUCCCAAACACGUCUGUUUCCAGUUUAAAAAGGGAAAGCACAGAAGACGAGGAGGCGGCUAAGGAAGAUGAACCAGCCAGGAAAGUUUUCUCUGCUGUUUCUGGGGUCAAAACAGAGCAGCAGGGAUACUCAAUAACCAAGUGUGAUGAAACAGGGAGCAUUCAGCCUUGCUCCAAUGUAAAGACUGAGCCUGGAUCAGAGGAUAGUGCAGCUGGCGCCGACAACAACAGCACCAGUGCGACAGCCAAAGACAACAGCCCUUUUUUUCAGUCACACCGAAGGCACCUCGAACUCUGCAAUAGUAAUCAUGGAAACUCCGAGCCAUAUUGUACCCAAGUGGACCCCAGCCACCAGCGGACGCCUGCCUUUCAAACCCAGAGAACGCUUGAUAAUCAGGAAAAUGUGGCAGCAUCGUGCUACGGUGGCACUAUCAGCAUGUCUGUACCUCACACUUUGAACCACAGCACUGCAGGUGCUGGAUCUUCCAAUGCCUCAUCAGAGGCAGACGGCGGCAGUGUCCAUGGGAGUGUAAUGUCUUUCUCAGUGACUGUCACCACCAUACCUGCCGGUCACUCGUUGGACCACGGCAACCAGGGGGAGCCCUCACCUGAACAGUCAUAUAUGGAGGGCUCCAACAUGGAGGACGUCCAGUCCAAAUGCUACUGCCGACUGAAGGCGAUGAUCAUGUGCAAAGGAUGUGGCGCCUUUUGCCACGAUGACUGCAUUGGCCCCUCAAAACUGUGUGUGUCAUGUUUAGUCGUACGAUGAUAUGAACUUAAUAAUAACUAGAAGAUAAUGUGGUUUGAUUUGCUUUGAUGCGAGGCACAAAGCAGACGCAGAUCAUCCAGAAUCAAUACAGAACCAGCGAUCGGGCCGGACACGCUAGCUGUAACCAGCAUGUAUGUGGUUGCUGUUGAAAGGCAAGGAUUUACACUGGAUGGUCGUUUAUUUCACCAACAUCUAUGAAAAGUUGUUUUGUGCAAUUUCUUUGGUAGAAAUGUCAAUCCGUUUUCAAUCAAAUCAGUAGUCUGUCAGAUGUGUGACAAAUAUAAAAUCUGGCAAUGUUUGCACUCAGCUAGGAUUAGUGUGAUAUAUUUUUAUAAAUAUAUAUGUGUAGUUUUGAAAAAGGGGAAAAUGAAUGUUGCUAUUUUUGUAGAACAUAAUGACUGUUGUGUUUUAGACUGACACUUUUAUUAUGGGCCUACGAGUUAUGGUUAAAGGCAAAAAAAAAAGGGCGCUAAUGAUAAUCAUCGGUUGUAGAGUACCUCCUAUUUGGCAUUUAUGCACGCAUGGCAGGGAAGUGCAACCUACAGUAACUAUUUUAUAUAAAACCUGUACAUUUAUUACUGAACACACUCAGAUUUAAAAACUAGAAAAAGCAUGUAUAGUUUUAGAUAGAGAAUAUAAAAGGAAAUUUUGAAUGAUACUUCAACUCGUGAGGAUUGCACAUCACAUCAGUUUUUAACUAACAGUUACAGGGCGAAGCCCCUGAAAACCACCUGGAUUUACGUUAGUAACUGUGUACAGCACUUACAUUCAAAUAUAGGGAAAAAGAAGAGUCAUUUAUAUAUAAAAAUGCCUAUAUGUUCCUUUUGACAAAUGUAUAUCUUUUCCACUCCAGGUCGAGAUCUAGAGUCACUUCCUACUGUGUGAACCUGCAUUUUCUCCCCGAAAAAGCCAGCUUGUAGAUAUUGUCUCCCGUGAGGUGGGUUUUUUUUUCACACUCGUAUUUCUGUAUAGAAAGAUCAGCAGUGGCAAACACUCAAAAAAAAAACACUCAAGGCGAGGGGAGAAAAUGAAGAUGAUUUUGUUUUUUCACUGUAAAUAGUUGCUCAUUUAUGGCAUAUUCAUAGAUGUAGAAAUUUAUUUUUAUUUUUAUUCGUGCAGCACACCUUGCUCGAGCAUAUUCAAUUGUUUAUUAUUAUUUUUACUUUGGAAAGAAAAUGGAGAAAAACAGUAAAUUAUGCUAAAAUGCUAAAUGCUUUAUCUUAGAAUGAUUCAGCUGAUUCAGUUUUACAAAAUGAUUUGGAGGUACAAUAUGACACCGAUUAACAGGCUGGUGUAACACUUCACUACAAAGGAGACAUAUUAUGCUUAUUUUGAAGUUCUUGAUUUUAUUUUGGGUCGCCACUAGAACAGGUUUACAUGCUUUAAUGCUCAAAAAGCAUUUGGUUCUUCAUACUGUGCACUGCUGCAGCUCUGUAUUCCCCCCCUGUCUGAAACACUCGGUUUUAGCCCCUGUCCCCUUUAAUGCCCCAUUCCUGAAUACUCAGUCUCCCCUGAUUGGUCAGCUCAUACAUGCCUGACCAAGCACCGAUAGCAAUUACAGAGUAGUCGUGCUAAAUCAAUUCUUUCGUGCUAAACUAGCUGGCAGGCAUAAAUUAUGCAAAUGUCUUUCAAGAUCUUUUACAUGCUCGAGAAUGUAGAACACUGAAGAAAAUGAACAAAUGAAAAAGUGUAAUAGGUCUCCUUUUAAAAUGGCCUUUUUUUCAGACAUCCUCCAUUUAAAUGUGGUUUAAAUGAUUGUAAGCAUGAAGUAAUACUACACCAUGUUUAUGCAGAAUAAUGUACAGUAAUGUGUGUGUGUGUGAUGUGCACAGAUGAACCAGCAAAUUUGUGGUGUGAACACUUUUGUAGCUGCGUUACUAUGAUGUAAACACAGUGUAAAUGCUUACUUUACCACAUAUUAACAUGCAAAAAGGCCAGUGUGAAGCGUUACUCGGCAGGUCCUUCAUGUGUUCAUGCUGAUCGAAAAAUGAACUAUGAUCAAUUUAUGUUUUUUGAAAUCUCCUUGAGAUGCAACGUAGGCCUGUUUCAUAGCAAUUAUUUUCCAAGGUAAUAUGCCAAAGUCACCUUAAAGAAAACAAAAAUAAUCAGAUCUUGUUUUUAAUGUUUGACUUGUUAAUCAAAGUAAUAUAUUUUAAUUAAUAUAUUUUAAUAUAAAAAAGUCUAUUUGCUAAUUGUUUUUGAAAAUCAACAGGGUAUUUACUAUAAUAAUAUAUUGGCUGUCUGUUUUUCCUAUGAUUUUGUUUAGACUGGACAGACCGCUGUACAGAUAAUAACUUGACUUUUUAUAAUUCGAAUUGACCAGGUAUCAAUAUUCUGUACGGCCCAGGUUUUUUCUGUAUUUUUCCAUAGAGAUGUUGUUCUAAUAUAGCUGUCUACACUUGUGUCAUUACCUGAUGAAAACAAAAUGUUUUUAAAGCACCAUUUUUAGAUCAGUUGAUUAAUUGAAAGUCCAUUUUUAAAUGUAUUUGUUAUUAAAUGGGGAGGGGGGUUGUGUCUUGUGGAAAAUUGGUUUUAAGAUGUUAGGGCUAGUAGUCAUUUCACUAAAAAAAUGACUAAAAUUUACUAAAUUGAAAUCAUCCUCCGUAAAUGUUUAGCUCUUAUUUGGUUGAAUGUGAUGUUAGGAUGCUGUAUUUACCCAUAUUGAGUUGGGGACUGGAUUGCACUGCAAAACAAGUUAACAAAAACAUUCAAUCAUCCCAAAAAGGCAGCUGAAAUCUUUGUUAAUAACGACUGGAACCCGAGUCAGGCAGCAGUCCCCCGCGUCACUGAAGUAACCUGUUGUGUGUGCGUUCAGAGGAGGUAGUUUAUAUAGAAAUGACUGUGGGGAGUAAAGUUUCAUGGGCAGUCCUCACCCCUUUUUAAAAAAAUGUCACGUUCAUCACUAGGUGAAUUUGUUUAAUUCGUCUGUGUCAUUCUGUCUCCAUUUAAAAUCCGGGUGAAUGUAAUAUAGUAAUCAGCACUUGUAAACAAAGUGUAUUUUAUCAAAAGUUAUAGACUAUUAUGAAUAAAUAAUGAAAAGAAAAGUA
Acanthopagrus latus (yellowfin seabream) is the source of this 6994-nucleotide messenger RNA. It is a transcript of the gene asxl2, whose product is annotated as ASXL transcriptional regulator 2. Bases 432 to 3947 code for a protein of 1171 amino acids. Gene Ontology annotation, molecular function: chromatin binding; DNA binding; peroxisome proliferator activated receptor binding. The record is from RefSeq and is a predicted model, not a curated record. Lineage: Eukaryota; Metazoa; Chordata; Actinopteri; Spariformes; Sparidae. Gene Ontology annotation, cellular component: PR-DUB complex. The transcript is spliced from 13 exons. Gene Ontology annotation, biological process: animal organ morphogenesis; positive regulation of transcription by RNA polymerase II.